Messenger RNA from Molossus molossus (Pallas's mastiff bat), 1145 nucleotides. RefSeq names its product TLC domain containing 4 (gene TLCD4). Lineage: Eukaryota; Metazoa; Chordata; Mammalia; Chiroptera; Molossidae. Bases 87 to 875 code for a protein of 262 amino acids. Gene Ontology annotation, biological process: lipid homeostasis. The transcript has 7 exons. The record is from RefSeq and is a predicted model, not a curated record. Gene Ontology annotation, cellular component: membrane; endoplasmic reticulum.
UUCAGGCCGGGCUGCACUCCAGGCGCCUGGAACCCGGCCGGCCGCGCGCAGCAGAGUGGCUGGGACUCGGCACAGGUUGGGGAAACAUGGACACCCCCACCCUGGUCGUCAGCACCAUGGUCUCCAGCCUGUGUGCCUUUCAGCUUCUUUUCCACGUUGUAAGUUACCGGUUUUCAGCCAAGGUGUGUCCAGGUUUCAGCACGCUCAGUUCUGAAAAGAAGAUAGAAUGGAACUCAAGGGUGGUGUCUACUUGCCAUUCCUUGCUGGUUGGGCUGUUAGGCCUGUACGUUUUCUUGUUCGAUGAGGCUACCAUUUCAGACCCACUCUGGGGUGAUUCAUCGGUUGCGAAAGUGAACGUUGCCAUUGCUUCAGGCUACCUCCUUUCUGACUUGUUGACUAUCAUUUUGUACUGGAAAGUAAUCGGUGACAAAUAUUUCGUAAUUCACCACUGCACAUCAUUGUAUGCCUUCUUCCUCAUCCUGAAACGCAGCGUGCUGGAGUACAUCGGGAAUUUCCGCCUGCUCGCAGAGCUGUCCAGCCCCUUUGUGAACCAGCGGUGGUUCCUCGAAGCUCUGAAGUAUCCCAAGUUUUCCAAGGCCAACGUCAUCAAUGGCAUCCUCAUGACCGUGGUGUUCUUCACCGUGAGGAUUGCCCCCAUACCGUCCUUCUACGUCUUCGUGCACUCCAUGCUGGGCACGGAGGCCUACGCGAGGCUCGGGCUGCUGGUGCAGAGCUCCUGGGUGGCCACCUGCGCUGUUCUGGACGUGAUGAACGUCAUGUGGAUGAUCAGAAUCUCAAAGGGCUGCCUUAAAGUCCUCUCUCUCUUCAGACGAGAGAAAGCCAACAGCAGUCUUCAGAACGGAAAGCUGGACUGAGUGUGGCGACCGGCCAUCCGCUCACCUCGCACUGCCCGUGUACGUCCGCCGGCAGGGUGACUCCUCGGCAUGUUCUUCUUCCUCAUUAAUUACACGUGUUAUCCAGGGUUUCAGUGUCUCUUUUUUAAAUUUUACCUUUAGGAAAGAGAAACUAAAAUUCUGUUUUUAUCUCAAGAUUUCUGAUUUUCUUCUGCGUUAUAAGCAUGGAUGACAUCUGAGAGGUUUAAAUAAAAAGUUAUAAACACAGUGGUGCAUCUUUUCAGAACUCCG